CCGCUUUAAGGGCGGCGGCGGCGGCGCGUACAAGUGACGUCUUCCGCGGGCGUCGCGCUGCCUGGUCUGCGGCGCCGGCCGAGGCGGGUGGGAAAUGGCGGAGUACUUGGCCUCCAUCUUCGGCACCGAGAAAGACAAAGUCAACUGCUCCUUCUACUUCAAGAUCGGGGCCUGCCGCCACGGGGACAGAUGCUCGCGGCUGCACAACAAGCCGACCUUCAGCCAGACCAUUGCCCUCUUGAACAUUUACCGUAACCCUCAAAACUCUUCCCAGUCUGCUGACGGUUUGCGCUGUGCCGUGAGCGACGUGGAGAUGCAGGAGCAUUAUGACGAGUUCUUCGAGGAGGUCUUCACGGAGAUGGAGGAGAAGUACGGUGAGGUGGAGGAGAUGAACGUGUGCGACAACCUGGGCGACCACCUCGUGGGGAACGUGUACGUCAAGUUCCGCCGCGAGGAGGACGCGGAGAAGGCCGUGAUCGACCUCAACAACCGCUGGUUCAACGGGCAGCCCAUCCACGCCGAGCUGUCCCCGGUCACCGACUUCCGGGAAGCCUGUUGCCGCCAGUAUGAGAUGGGGGAGUGCACGCGGGGCGGCUUCUGCAACUUCAUGCACCUGAAGCCCAUCUCGCGGGAGCUGCGGCGGGAGCUGUACGGCCGCCGGCGCAAGAAGCACCGGUCCCGGUCGAGGUCCCGCGAGCGCCGCUCCAGGUCCAGGGACCGCGGGCGCGGAGGCGGCGGCGGCGGCGGCGGGGGAGGCGGUGGCCGGGAGCGGGACCGGAGGCGCUCGCGGGACCGGGAGCGGUCGGGCCGAUUCUGAGCUGAUUUUAUUGUCUGCCGAGACUGGACACCUUCACCGUGGGAGUUUUUUAAAAAUUGAUAAAAGAGGGUUUCUGAAUAAAGCUCGUAGUGCUCUGGC
Erinaceus europaeus (western European hedgehog) is the source of this 916-nucleotide messenger RNA. It is a transcript of the gene U2AF1, whose product is annotated as U2 small nuclear RNA auxiliary factor 1. Gene Ontology annotation, molecular function: metal ion binding; pre-mRNA 3'-splice site binding. Gene Ontology annotation, biological process: mRNA splicing, via spliceosome. The coding region runs from base 95 to 817 and encodes 240 amino acids. Gene Ontology annotation, cellular component: spliceosomal complex; U2AF complex. The record is from RefSeq and is a predicted model, not a curated record. The transcript has 8 exons. NCBI's taxonomy places the organism in Eukaryota, Metazoa, Chordata, Mammalia, Eulipotyphla, Erinaceidae.